This is a messenger RNA of Bolinopsis microptera, 2026 nucleotides long. RefSeq names its product zinc finger protein 737-like. The transcript has 5 exons. Gene Ontology annotation, molecular function: RNA polymerase II cis-regulatory region sequence-specific DNA binding; DNA-binding transcription factor activity. The coding region runs from base 70 to 1914 and encodes 614 amino acids. NCBI's taxonomy places the organism in Eukaryota, Metazoa, Ctenophora, Tentaculata, Lobata, Bolinopsidae. The record is from RefSeq and is a predicted model, not a curated record. Gene Ontology annotation, biological process: regulation of transcription by RNA polymerase II.
UUAACCAACUUUUAAUCCUAACUGAUCUUUUAACGUUCAACUAAACCAAGUUUGUUAUAUUUAGAACAUAUGUCACUGUGGAAGGUGUUUGAAGGGGCCAGGUACUGUGGAGGUGUGCGUGAGCACAGUCUCAGAAGAUACAAGAGAAUAAGAGACAACAGAGAUAAGUUAGUGGAACUGGGUUUGAUGACAGUAGAUGAACCACUGGAAGGUUACCGGACUGAAGAAUGGGAGGAACACGCCACAGCUUACUCACAAUAUGAGAUGUUGCUGAAUCGGUAUUCAGAUGGAGCGAUAAAGCUGGAGGAAUUUGUUAAGGCUGAUCCCAGAUACCCCUCUGACAGUGAUACGGACAGUGCUCCUGAAACGAGGAACAAGAAUGUAAAUGGUGAAUCGGAUUUUGCAGAAUGUACAGACGAACGAAAAGUUAACCAGUACUCUGCUAACGAAGAAGCUGAAGGUCCUAAAGUAGAGGAUCUAGAGAUGUUCCUACACUCAGAACCUGAGUCUGUACCAGCAUUGAAAGAUCUAUUUGUCAACAAGAAUUUAACUUCUCAUCUCGGAGAAGGUCCUGUAGAUGUGUGUAAAUUGAUCGCAGAAAACCCUGAGUUUACACAUGAAAUAUGUGAGGCUAACAUAGACUCUCUUAUGCCGGAUGAGGAGUUCUAUAAAAUUACUUGUGAGACUUAUCCUGGUGGCUGGGAGAAGUUCGUGGAGGACAUGGAAAACGGAGAGUCCUCAGAUGAGGAGAUCGAGAGAAUUGAGCUGCCCCCUGAUCUCUACAAUGAACUUAUAUCAGACAAGAGUAAUGAUGUACCUGACGAUGAUGAGGAACGGUUUAAGUUUGGUGGAAUAAACAAGGAUCAAACAGAUACUUGUCUUGAUCGAGUACUUGAGUUGUAUGAUAACUAUCAUAACAUGACGCAUGACGAGUAUAACAAAAAGGUGAAGACGGUUCUCAAAGACAGGGAUAGGAUUGUUGUUCUAGAUGAUGAUGGCGACAACACCAGACGAAGUACUAACAAAAGUAACAUACUGCAAACCAAAGACUGUGUCAGAAAACCUGAAUCUGAUGACAACUUACCUUCUUGUAGCGGUGUACAGCACGAUCUAGAACAUGGUCAACAACAUCAUUGCACUGCAACCGGUUGUCUGAAGCUGUUCAAGACGCAGCUAGAGCUGGAGACACACAAAUGUGGGACGACUCGAGAAGUAUCAAGGAAGGGGAAAGAGAAACUACACAAGUGUGAGACGUGCGGGAACAUGUUUGGUUGGAGAAAGAGUCUAACAAGACACAUUAGAACAGUACACGAUGAAGUAGCGAGACUUACCUGUCCUUACUGUCAAUAUAGGACUGAUCAUCAGCACCACCUCACCCAGCAUAUUUUAACACACACGGGGGAUAAGCAGUACAGGUGUACACAUUGUGACUAUACCACUGUUCAGAAAAAUACCCUCACUACUCACAUCUACCGUAACCACACAAACAAGACACACAAUUGUCAGUAUCAUGAGUGUGGUGUUAAGAAAUCCUCUGAACAGGAACUGUAUGAUCAUAUCAGUUCAGAGCAUGCACUACAACAAUACAGAUGUGAUGUGUGUCCUAUGUCUUUCAAAAAACUUGAUGGCCUUAAGAAACACAAGCUGACACACGACGAUGAUGAGUUCAAGUGUAGGUAUUGUGGGAGACGGUUUCUGCGAGCAGACAACCUAAAAAGACAUACUGUGAUACACACCGGUAAGAGAUCACACGAGUGUGAUGUGUGUGGUAAGCGGUUUACUAGAAACAGUAAUCUCACAGUGCAUAUAAGAGUUCACACAGGAGCAAAACCCUACUCCUGCACUUACUGUGGUAUGGAAUUUAAUGUAAGUAGUGCAAAAAACAGACAUGAAAGUAGCUGUAAAUAUAAAUAACAUUAUAAUAUAAUAUUGUUUGUCUCAAACUUUAUUUGUUUGAAAAUAACAUUUGCUGAAUAAAGAAAGUGUAGAUGCCGAUUGCCGACUCAUUUUUAAAUUUUCCGAACUG